AUGGGCCAUCAAUGCUGCAGCAAACAGAAAGUCAAGAGAGGGUUAUGGUCUCCGGAAGAAGACGAGAAGCUAAUAAAAUAUAUAACCACCCAUGGCCAUGGUUCUUGGAGUUCUGUUCCAAAGCUAGCAGGGUUGCAACGGUGUGGAAAGAGUUGUAGAUUGAGAUGGAUAAACUACUUGAGACCAGAUCUCAAAAGAGGUUCAUUUACUGCACAAGAAGAGAGGACAAUCGUUGAUGUUCACAGAGUGCUAGGCAACAGAUGGGCUCAAAUAGUUAAGCAUUUACCUGGUAGAACUGACAAUGAGGUCAAGAACUUCUGGAAUUCAUGCAUAAAAAAGAAGCUUAUUGCGCAAGGGUUAGAUCCAAACACUCACAAUCUCCUCUCCACUAAUUAUAAGCAUAACUACAACAGCAGUGCAUGCAAACUUUCUGAUCAUUCCCUUCAACAACCCACCUCAACUUUCACAGCGAAUUCACAAAUUUAUGAUAUUUCAACGGAAAUGAAAGCACCCCUUACUCCAUUCCCUACGAUUCCUCCAGCUCCUGAUGCUAAUCCUUACUAUCCUCCCUUAGUGCACGAAUUCUCAUCCAUAUUAACAGGUGAAUACCCAAACCCUAAUACACAAGCUUUCUUGGAGUGUACUGCAAGCCAAUCUUCAAUCGGAAGUGUCCCUAUAUCCUCCUCUACUUCACAUCCUUCUGAGUUUGGCAUGUCAGAUGAGAGCUUCAUUUGGGCUGGUGGCUAUGAACCCAUUCAAUCCAUAUUACCUGAAAAAAAGCAGCCAGAACAGCAAGUACUGGAAACUGAGAACACCAACGAGUUAAUAAGUGUUGGGCAGAAUAUGGAUGCUUCAUUUGAAACUACUAACUUGGGUUUUGAUUUUGUGGAGUCUACUCUAUUGCCUUGUGGGAUGUACUAUAAUCCGAAUCCCAUGGAUCAACUUGCAUGGGAUUCAGGGUUCUUGCAAGAGAAAAAGUGA
Messenger RNA from Dovyalis caffra, 981 nucleotides. NCBI's taxonomy places the organism in Eukaryota, Viridiplantae, Streptophyta, Magnoliopsida, Malpighiales, Salicaceae. The record is from the annotation of a GenBank genome assembly.